AUGACGUUUAUCGAGGAAUGUGGAGGUGCUGGAGUUGGCAAGUCACAUCUGACUAAGUGUCUUUAUCAAGCAGCAUUAAAGUAUUACAAUACCAGAGAAGGCGAUGACUUUCAUCAAGUGAAAAUAUUAAUGCUUGCACCAACUGGUAAAGCUGCUUUCAAUAUUAAAGAUGAGAUCUCAAUGGUUGGUAGUGCAAUGUUUAAUGUUCAAAUAAAUAAUAGAUUGAAAGAUAUUAAAGGAAGUAACGAAGAUUUUGGUGGUGUUAGCAUGGUUGUUAUUGGUGAUUUAUUUCAACUAGAACCUGUAAUGGACAGGUAUAUAUUUAAGAAUAUAGACGAUUCGCAAUAUGCUGUUCUUGCUCCUAACAAAUGGCAAGAUCACUUCAAUAUGUUUGAAUUGCAAGAAAUAAUGAAACAAAAGGAUAGCAAAAUGUUUGCUGAGAUAUUAAACAAACUUAGGGAAGGAAAACAGACUGAAGAUGACAUCUUGAAACUAAAAGAAAGACUAAUAAGAGAAAAUAGCAUCCAAGAUCCCAUGGAUAUUCCUCACUUGUUCAUACAAAAUAAAAAGGUGAACAAAUUCAAUGAAAGAGUGCAUAAUGCAGCGACUGUUGAAAAGUUUUCAAUCAAAGCAAUAGAUAGUGUUAUAGGGGCUAACUCUGCUCAACUUCGAGAUAAAAUUUUGAGUCAAAUACCAGAUGAUCCUAGGAAAACUAAGCAAAUUGUUUCUAAUCUUCAAUUGUCAGUUGGAGAAAGAACUGAGAUAGCAUUAAAUAUUCGCACUGAUGAUGGAAUGACUAACGGUGCUGGCAAUGUUGUUAAAAAGAUACAGUUGAAUGAAAAAGAUAAACCUUCCGAUAAUGAUAGCAUGUAUGAUAUUGAUGGUUACACCUUGUUCAGAAAUGAUGGUCACUCUUUUACUACCAGACCUUUUGGUGAUUAG
This is a messenger RNA of Dendronephthya gigantea, 942 nucleotides long. RefSeq names its product ATP-dependent DNA helicase PIF1-like. Gene Ontology annotation, molecular function: DNA helicase activity. The record is from RefSeq and is a predicted model, not a curated record. Lineage: Eukaryota; Metazoa; Cnidaria; Anthozoa; Malacalcyonacea; Nephtheidae. The coding region runs from base 1 to 942 and encodes 313 amino acids. The transcript is spliced from 5 exons. Gene Ontology annotation, biological process: DNA repair; telomere maintenance.